AACGCUGAUCGGCCGCUGCUGGGCCCAUUUUAAAAACCCUUGUAACCUUUCUUUUUUAUCCGCUUGGUUUUCAGACAGCACCUCCCUUACCUCGCCAUGGCUCUGUGUGGGGGUGUCGGAGCCAUGGCUUUGCCCAGCGAGCUUAUCGUCCAUAUAUUCUCCUUUCUGUCCGACCGAGACAAGCUCCGGGCCUCGGCCGUGUGCUGUCGCUGGAGGGAGUGUCUCUUCUACCCGGCGCUGUGGACCGAGCUCAAGCUGCGGAUAGGCGGCGGCGGGCGGCUCGGCGGCGGAAGCGGCGGCUCCGGUUCCGAGGAGAACCCGAGGCUGGAGUUCCUCAUGCGGAAGUUCGGUUCUUUCGUGCGGGAGCUGCAGCUGGAACUCGCCCCGGUUGAAGGCUACCUCAGCCCCCUGAGCAACGACCCGCCGACCACCAGGAUGGACCAGCCGAGCCGUCCGGACGGCGACCCGCAGCUGUCCGAGCGAUGGAGGGACGCCAUGGCCACCUACUUGGACCAGGUGCUGUGUGUGGUCACCAGCAUCCGCAACAACAGAAACCUGAAAAAGCUGACUUUGUAUGGCGACACCUGUAUUCUCCAGCAAGAGGGACUUUUAGACAGCUCAAACUUGCACCAGAUCUACCAGGGAGACAAAAAGAUCAACGAAAUCCAGCAGUUGUUCAUGGAGUUGCUGUCCAACAGCCGGCAGCUGAGAUGGUUGUCCUGCAGCUUCAUGCUGGGUCUGGUGACUCCCUGCUCCUUAGCCUGCCUGUCUAAUCCUUCAGCUGAGACCCUGCGGCACCUCAGUUUACUGGACCACCAGCUAGGCCCCCUCAUCUCACCAUCAGAGUUAGAUCGGCUCUCUAAUCUUAAUUCUUUGGCGCUGGAUUUCUCUGACUUGACAUCUGAGCUUUGUGGUCUUCUGGCGUCUCCAAGCCGUACUCCACUGCAUCGCCUCUCCCUGCUGCUCAAUGGCGCCGCCCUGGAGUUCAAAUCGUUAGAGGGGACCGCUACAGAGGACGAUUGGAAGGCACUGGUCCGUGUGAGUGCCAACCUACGAGUCUACAUCAUGGCCCUAGAGGUCGACAGCUCGGAACUCCUUAGGGUCCUAAAACCAAGCCUUCCUCUGGUGCGCCUCCACCUCGACAGUUACAGCACACUGGUGACUGAUGGCACAUUGGAGCUCAUCUCUCAGCAGUACAACAAAACGCUGACUCACUUCCUGCUCUUGAGGGAUGACCCUGACUUCCCUGACCUCAGCAUCAAUCGCAACGAAGACCCACUGGUCCUUUUAGCAUGGAGAUGUAGUCAGCUGGCUGUACUGGUGAUACAUGGUUACACUGUCUGGUCCCAUAACUUGGUGGCCAUCUCUCGGCUACGAGGUUCCAGUCUUCGCAUCCUGACCGUCUCUGAGGAGAGCAUCGACUUUGACCCCGACCAGUCGGUGUGCAUUGAAGGCGACCCGGUCCACAACCUGGUCAAGGAGGUCUCGCUGGGCCUCGGCCGCGUCUGGCACCCUUGCUUGGAUUCUAGCCUGGUUCUGUCCGAACCCACCCAGCAAUUCCACCGUGAGCUGCAGGCUUUCAGCUUGGGCAUGUAGGCAAGGGGGCAACUCCAACACAUCUUAGAUUAAUCUGUUGUCAAGACCAGACCAGACCCACCAGGUCCAGCUCAGCUCAGACCUCUGAACCAGGCAAAGAGCAGACCCCCCGUGAGAAAACUAAACCUAAUCUAUAAAGUUUAUUCUUGUGAAUUGAUGUGAACUGAUUGUGUUUAUUUUAAUUUUCGUGUUUAAUUCACAGGGGUUUUAGCACACAAACAUUUAUUACCAUUCCCAGCAGAUUUCAUAGUCCUCCACUGGCAUAGUAUUUACUGCAUAAAUUAUCCAAUUAAGAAUGUCCAAAUAAAACUGGAUAUUAUAAUUGGCAUUUAAUCCUCUAACCAAUGGCCAGUCUUGAGUAGUGACAAUUUUUAAUGUGUCUGCUAAAAGGUCAUCCUGCUGCUUCACAUGCCCUGAUGUCUGGCCCAGGCUGGUCUGGUCUUGUCCACAAGUAUUCAAAGCUCAAUGUCCCUCCUUCACCUUGAAAACCUGCAGAGCCUCUGUAUAAUGUAAUUUUUUCUUCCUCCAUUUAACUGUUUCCAUCUCUCCCUGUGCUCUGUAUAAUCUUAUUUUUCCUCUGUGAUGGUUCCCUUGCCUGUAUAGGCUUUGUAUGAAUUUCAUCCAGAUAUAUAAUCAUCCUGCUCACAGAUAGAACGAGUGAUGGAGCAAGAUGAUUUGAGGAGGAAGUGUGUAUGCAGACACAUACUACUAGCUUAAGUUGUGAAACUAUUUUUCUUUUCUUUUUUUUCUAACCAUUUGCUCUGUGUCGGUCUGUCUGCUCCACUCCAGCAAAACCUGGAGUUUGUAAACGAAAUGAUCGAUCACUUCCUGGGUAAUGCAGCCUUCACUAAAGUACUGUCGAUCUGAAAGCACCAUAUGCGCGUGUCCACUAGUAUGAGAGCCUUGCCAGCAGGGUGGGAAUCUCCAUCGCAAAAUGGCGGACUGAGGUUGGUGCUAGUCAGUUUUAAUGCAGUUUUCAGCAACAGCGAUGUCAGUGCCAUGAGUCAGGCUACAUCCACAUUCAUACGUUGUCCAUCAACUCUGCUAUUUAUACGCCUGGCGUCCAGACUACUCUUGAGCUUUAGACGCUGCUGGCCGCGUUUUAGUUUGAAAACUCUGGGGCCACAUUUUAGUCUGGAUGAUCAAAACAGAGUUUUCGAACAAAAUGUAAUAGUAUGGAUGUAGCCUCAGAUCAUUUCAACGCGAGUGGCAUUUCAAAGCUUAAUGGUUUUAUUGGGGUAUUGAGCGCCUUAGUGAUGGUGUUAUGGAGAGAGAUUGUUACACACUUGCCGCCAACACACUUCUUACCCAGCUCACUUGUUGACCCUAAGGGUCAAUUUCACCAGUCGACGGAAAGGGAGCCUCGUCCUUUGACUGACAUUCAGGGCCAAAAUAUGAAAAUUCAGCCUGUUACAAGACAACAUACCCCAACUGUGUUUUGUUUUGACCUGUAGCGAGCUGCUAGUAAAUCGUUACUUUUUUUUAUAUAUAUAUAUAUUCACUGUAAUUAUGGCUGCCUUUGCUUUCCUCUAGAGGUCCAAACUUUCCAACUUGUGUCACUGGUUUCACUAUAGCCCCUUUGUAUGUCAAAUCCAAGAAAUGAACAGGAGUUUGUGUCAAAAUGUGAAGUGCUCUGGGGUUAAAACCAUCUCAAAGCAGGUCUUUAACAUUCCAUAGAGGAAAUAGGACUACUCUCAUAGGCCAUGCUAAAACAACACCAGUAUUCUGUAUGCACCGCUUCCUAUGGUGGUGAAUGCCAGCAGCACUGUAGGUAGGAACCAGUUCUCCUGGAGGAAAACAUUUCAUGAUUAAGAACAGGGAAAAGAAAAGGCACUGAAUGUAACUUUACUCUCAUUCCGUUGGCCAGUUGUUUUUUAAUUUUAUUUGAGGCGAAGUGUGUAGUUAUAUUUGCAGCAAAAAAGAAUUUCUCGCCACAACAGUUGGGGGUUGUUGAAUAAGUGAGGUUGGACAUUGUAGGUUCCACUUACAGCCAAGACUGCAUUCUUCACUUUUUUAGAAAAAAAGGCACCUACAGCACAAUGUGGUUUUGGGUUGUUUGUUGCGAAACGUAUUCUCUGUCAGUCUCAGGUAGGCUUUUAACAUCACCAUGACCACGGCCUCAGUGGUGGUGGUGAUGUUGUCGCAUGGGGUGUGUGAAACAAUCAGUUGAGUUAAUGUGAGAAAUAUUCCUUUUUUUUUUUUUCUUAUUUCUUCUUGAGUCACAGUUGCCUUGGAAACAGCCCCUCGUUUUCUGGAUCCAGUUGUUGUUGUUAUUGAUGAUCUUGUUUAUCUGCCAUCUGAUGAACCCUCACUCCGCCUCGGCCGGAGGGUCAACAAACCUAAUCAUACAUUUGUUUUAAAAGAUUAAGGUUGAUAAAGACUAAAGAAUGGCAAAACCAAUCUUGCUCAUUGCACGUUUUAUAUCUCCAGUAGAUGAUGGGGGGGACAAAGAGAGAGGGAGUCCAUCCUGUCGAUAGAAGCCCUGCUGGGCCCAGUUACUGUCUACCUGUUUAAAAUCACUGAGUGGAUGCCUUUUGAUCUAAUAAUGAAAUGAAUAUUGUUCAGGCUCAGUGGAAGUGCUAGCGCGCCAUGAUCAUGAGUUAAGCCAGGCAAUGUUGACAGAACAUCUUGUGCUAUGGAGAGAUGUGGAGUUUCAGUGUCACCUGUGAUUGACUGGGCCCUGAUCUGAUGCCUCAGUGUUGGGAUAGCUGUGGUCCACCGGUGUGUUACGAAGGCAUUCUUGGGCUGAGUUGGUAUUUUAACAGUAAAGUUGGAUUGAGCCAUUGGGCACCUACCUUUCAUGAGUAGCUGCUUUUUAGAAAAGUUACCAUCUCAAAUGUCUACAGCACAGUUCAGUCUGAGGUCGAGGCAUUGGCAUCGCAUGUCUGUGAAGGUCCAUAUCGUGGUCGAUAGUUUACAAGGCUGGCUUUUCCGUGGACUGAUGUGUAACCAGAGUUUCACAGCAUGGCAGCACCUUGCAGGUUCAGGAUGAAACGCACCUUGUUAUGGGCUACCAAAUGUUUGGGCGUCCGUUAUGGGACCUUGAUGGUUCAGCCGUGAUAAUCUCUCUCGUCCUUGGUCCAUAUCUCAGGAUGAAUGCACUUUGGUACCAAGAGUUUCUUUUAAAGGCUGUCUGUGACUUUGUGUGUAGAGCUGUACAUUCAGAAGGGAGAGCAACACCAACAUGAAGACAUUCAAAUAUAUUGGGUUUUUAUCUCAUCUUGCUCCUCCCUUCGGCCAUUGUUUUCCCCUCAUCCUCAUUUUAUAGCUCGAGUUUAUUGCUUUAUGUUGUUUAUUGUCGUGAGCUGAUGAUAACUGAAAUCACAGCAGUUUUAUGGUAGCAUGUAAUGUCAAGCUAGACAGUUCAGCAAAAUACAUAGACCUUUACAAACCGAUAUUAACAAGCUGGUUUUACAGGCUCCACCCCUAUUUGCCGUGUGUACCCGCCUUUGUUGGCUGUCUUCUUAUGUCUCUGCAUAUUAUUGGCUCCUCACAAGAAGUCAGAUAUCACUGUUUGAGCCCCUAUGACCGUGUUUCUACCCAGAAUAAAAUGAGGGGCUGUGGUUUUACCAGAUUCUGCUAGAGUGGAUUAAAAGUUUCAUCUCCUUUAUAAUAUUUUCAUUGAAGAAUGUAUUAAAAUGAAUUGUCUUCUUAUCAUGGUCACUUCCCAUAUGGAAGCAUUAUUUAUCAAAAAUUGAUGGUUAGCUAUUUGUGAUAUAGAAAUAUUUUAAGAACCUUCAGGCCACAGAAUGCAGAGGAGUAAAAGAAAGAUAAAGUAGAUGAUUGCAGAAUAAUGUCUAUUUUUUUAUAUAUAUUGCUUCUAUUAGUUUGGUUCUUCACCAAAACACCAAACGUUUCGUGAGAUGAUGAGGAAAUAAUGCUGUUCAGAGAAAGAAGAGUUGAGACCACAGGCAAAUGACUUUAAGGUUUAAAACAUUAGGAGAGGAAUCUGCAUAGCAUGUUGAAAAAUACUGCCAGUGGAAAAACAACCUGUCCCUGAUCCCUUUGUGUCAUCGCUAAUCACUAUACGUUGAGCCAUGUUGUGCCUGAAAGCUUCUGGAGUUUCUCUUUGCUCUUCCCAAGUUACUGGCUUUGUGUUGUGUAUUAGUUGUUGCUGUGAUUUGUUAGUCCACUCUUUAGGGAGGCAGCGUUACAGUAGCUAGAGCUUUCAGCACACGCGUAUACAUUUUUCUCAGAGUGUGCCUGGAUUUUUUUGUGCAAGAUUUCAUGUGAAAAGUAUAUCCAGUAGAAAAUGUGCAAAUACAAUGUUUUGAAUGUGUAUGUGAAGAAGAUAUCAGCAGUGUAGCCGUUGUAUGUUUUCUGCGUUCGUGUGUGUGUGUGUGUGUAUAUUUAACGGGUGAGGGUUUUGGCUUGCUCGUGUCCAGCAGCACAGUCUUAUCACUUCUACUGCAACAGGAAACAGGAACUGAAAUCGUUUCGUUCUCAGGGUACAAUCGGUUUUCAAAGCGUGUAAGAGGACGGAAAAUACCAAUAGCUCAGGGCGCUAACUCGCUCAUUUGAAUAUUAGGAGUCACUGGAUCUGUUCUCCUCUCCUAGAUGUGUUUUAAGCUGCCAAAGACCACAGUGGAACAAACUUAACCCAGACACAAGUCUAACUGAAGUGCCCGCACACACACACUGGCAGGAGGCUGGUCCAGUAUUCUAUUCCUAACCUUCUUUUUCUCUUUACUCCUUGUGGUUCCACUCCUCUCUUGAGCCGUUUUGGAGGAUGUCAUCACAAUUGGAAGAGGACUUUCUCCGGAGGUUGCCUUUCACACAUGAACAGCGCAGCAGGAGAUUCUCCGCUUAGACGCGCUCACAACAAAACAGAAAUCUUCAUAGCGUUCAGGUGAGAUGUGGUGCAGGAAGGGGCAGAACAUAAUGUAGGAAUUCUACUGCUGAGAUCAUAUUUUCGUUUACAGCACAUUGACUUUAGCGUAGGCCCUUAAACCAAAAGCUCUUUUGAUGUCUUUGUCUGCCUCUUCUAAGUGUAUGGCGCCGCUUUUCAUCCUGAGAUAUUUGUAUUCGUUUUGGUGUUUCUCUUACUCGGUGGCGUGUCAUCAAUACGCCCACUCAAUCACGGUGAAUCCUGCGGAGAAUCUCCUUCUGUGAUCUCGUAAUGGCUUAUUCAGACUUCCUCCAGAGCUUUUACUAGAGGGCUGACCUAAGAAACUCUGCAGCCUCUCAUUUGCCUUCUCAUUUACAGCCCCUCCGGAGAAUGUCAGGAGGUUAUUCAAAGUUCAAUGCACGUCAGAAAGCAGCUUGUGUUUCCUCCUGACUACGACCACUCUGUUUUUGUUUGUCCAAACACUGGCCUUGAUGUAAUAUGGAGACAACUGUGCUGGACUGGAUGAAUCGUCAAGAGUCCUUGUAGAUCAAGUCCAAAGCAGACCUGUGCACAAAGGCCUGGCUAAUCUGUCGUGGCUGUAUUGAAUUACAUAUAUAUCCAACAUAUGUUAUUUAAUAUGGGUUUGCAGAAUUGUCGCACAUCAUGAAUGCCACUCAGGAUAUACAUUGCAUGUUGCCGUAGGAUCGCAAAGAAGGUACAGUGCAGUACAGUUCUGCUGCUGUGUGCUCUCUUCCAUAUUUCCUCCCCCCUUUGUCUUUUCUCCAUCACCUGUUCAACUGUGAGGAGUGAGUGAAUGUAAAACUAAAGGCGAGGAGGACGAGAAGUUGAGAUCUAUCUCCCAACACAUCAGGGACCAAACACUCUCCUGGGUUUCAGGACAAAGGCCCCUGUGCUUGAUGUUUAUGUAUUGUUUCCUGCAAGCCCGUGGCCAGGGUCAGACUUGAUGGAAAACAUUUAGUCCUGAGCUGUUGGAGCUGUAAAAAAAAUGCUGCUAGAGAUCUGCUAAUAAGAGGACAUUCCACAUAGGGGGUUGCUCAGGCCAUCUGACUAGCAAACAGUCUACUACAAGAAAAUGAAACCCUCUCUAUUUUUUUAUAUUUAUUUUCGAAUGGUGUGAUUUUGAAGGGAUCAAAGGUGCAGCUAGUACUGACAGUCACAGCAGAUCACCAGCUGGUCUGAGCAGAGCAGAGGUGUGAUACCAUUUCGAAAGGGGUUGAUAUAAAGUGUCACCAUUUCAACGGUCAACUGUGUUUCUAACAUGCGUUCCUGCAAUGCCAAGCUUUGCUUUCACUCGAUGCUUCGAUGCGUCCCGAGGCCAUUUAAGGGCCUUUUGUGUCGGGUACACAAAAGGUCACAAGUGAAAGCACGCCACACUGACUGUGCUAUAUAUAAAGUUGAGUUACUCUUUCCGUGAAAUCAGUUGCUUUCACUCGUUGAAUCAAUCUUCCAGUUAAUGAACGUCACAACCCGGGAAGCUGAGCUCAGUCUGCGUAUUUAGCACAAAUACGUGCAGACGUCAAUGUAAAUGUUCACGAUGGAUACAAAAGGGCACCUGGCGUCUGGGCGGGACUUAUUGUCACACAGUAUGCAGACAGGGGUUUGUGUAUGACAAUGUUAUAAUCUGUAAACACAGACUGACACACAGUGAAUUUUUGAAUGAGUUCUUCCAUGAAAGUGACAGGUAGAAGACUUCAGAGCAGAGACAGGGUUUCAGUUAUUCAGGAGACAAUUACCAGCAGUUAGUGUACAUGCAUGUGGUGCAGCCAGGUCGAAAUGCCCCUUUUGAGUUGUUUAUAUCCUUCUUUUUAUUUUGCUAUGUUUUUUGUGCUGUUUAUAUGCAUUCAUAGAGAAUAUCCUGGAAGAUAGCAGGGCCCCACUGUUGCCUGGUGGGAAUUUGAAUCCACAGAGCUGGCCUCUUAAUGUCAUCCAUCUGAGACAGUUGGUGUUGACAGCUUAUUAAAACUCAGUGUCAUUAUCAGAAGAUCUACAGGGAUCUGGGUUUGUCUGUCCGACCAGGCCCUAAGACAAACAGCAGAGUUUGAAACGUUUGUGCUUAUACUCAACAACCAAUACUAAUCUCACUUACAUGGCCAGAAGUGUGACUGUGUGUGUUUAGUACCAAAGCAGCAGACUGUGUUAGAUCUGCAUCAGUCUAUACACAGGCUCAGAGCCACAGACACGCAGAUCAGAGAUGACCAGUUUCAUUUCCACUUGAAUCACUGCUCAGACUCAACUGGAGAGGUUGUGAUUUUGACUCUCAGGAUGUUGAUGAAAGUAAAGCUGAAAAUAGCAGUAGAAAAGAGGUAGUAAGAUGUUUAUGGGCCUAAAACCUUCCCCGAAUAAGAUUCAGGGAAGAGGUAAACGUUUGUGAAAGGGUUAACAUGAUGAGACAGGGUUUCCUCAUCGCAAUGUGAGUUUUAAGACUCUUCCUGUCUCGUAAUUAUGGAAAGGCUAAGAUCAUAGACUACUACCAGUAACAUGCAAGACGUUGAAUGAGCUCACAUAGGGCUGGACUCAGGCGGGAAUGUGAAGAAUCUGAUAAACAUCCUGAUAUAUGUUUCUGUUACUUGGAGAAAAACACUGGAUGUGCAUCACACUGGUAUGAAAUCAGUCCUGUGUAACAACAGAUAGAGAUAUAUAGAUGUGUAUGAGGCGAGUUUAUGACCUCAGUGAAAGGGAGGUUCUGCCAUCAGCAGCAGGCCACACUGAGACCUUUUAGAGGAAGUUCUUAUUCUCCUGUUUUCAGGUUUUGCCAUAGCUUUAGAUCUCAGCGGCUCUGAUGUUUCUGGCGAGUAAACAAAGUCUUUCUUGUCGAGUCUGGAGAGCCAAACCUCCUAAUUCGCCAGGCAGGCCUGCUGCCCAGUCCAGCCUCACAACUAUGCAAGAGGAAUGCAUAUAAUCCACACUCUUUUUGUUUUUGUUUAGUUUUUCUUUCUCUCACUGUCACGCAGAAGAAAUUAAAAUGUUUCAACUAAUAAGAACUUGCAAUGACAAUACUUGGCCUUAUGAUUUGUGAAAUCUUAUCAUUUUGUUUUAAGAUCUUUUUGAUUCUGGUCAGCCAGCCCAGCGACAGCAUCGGUGACGGCGGGCUCACUCUUGGUCUCUGUGAGACUGACUAGAUGGCCCCAGUUUUAUCGUGGUACGAAUGUUGUGCAUUUGUUUAAAAUCAGGACAGUUUGCAAUAACAGCAGUCUUACUAGUGGCCACAAAGGGGCACAAGCAGUGCUGACAGCGCCCGGCUGCGUCUUUAGAAAACCAUAGAGGAAGAAAUAUAAACUAUAUAAAUAGAUAUAUAAACUCACAUAGUGCAUAUUUGUAUAGGUAUCAACAAUGCAUUACCGUGGUAUACUAUUAUGCAACACAUGUCCGGGUUCAAUUUAUGAACGUGAAGUAUGUUAUUGAAAUCACGCAGACUUUGUAAAUCAGAAGCUAUGUUGUUGUGUGUGUUUUGCAAAAAUGGUUUUACCAUCCUUAAUGUUGAAUAUUCAGAGCGCUGUGUUCCUGUGUUACUGUUUGUUCAAGUGAGCACAUAGCAACAGGUUUUACUUUUUCUGUAAGCGGGGAGCCAGACGUAACCCAAAAUACAGCUGGACCAGAUUUCAUAAACCACGGAGCAUACGUCAAAUACCUUUUUUAUUAUUGUUCUAAAACCUACAAAUCGGAUCUGUGCACAGCUUUUAAACCGUAUAGAGUCUAGUUUCUAACUCACCUCUGCAUGGUUCAAGCAGAACUAGAUGGGCUCCCACUUGAUUGGUUCCUCAGCAGCAUGGAUUAGCAUGACUUGUUAUGACCAAGAAAUGAGGAGUUCCACCACAACUAAAGUCCUUUUUAAAAAAACAUUUUAGUCGUGAACCUGAAUCAAAGACUGAAGUCUUAUAAUAAAAGUCUGAUUUGAAAUCUUCCCAGCUGUUUAUUGGAUUAGUCUGCAGGAGAAGAUUUUAUCAGUGAGAACAGUGUUGAUCCAUGGUUCUGUUGUAGAGUAAAAGAGGACGUUUUACAAACCUCUGUGUAAACCUCUUAACUGGCAGGUGGCGAACACUUGUGGGGUCAACUUGCUGAACGGUGAUUUGAAUCAAUGUUGAAUGAAUGCUUAUCUUCUUUUAGUCAGUGAAUAAAAGCAUUAAAAAGUAA
Messenger RNA from Limanda limanda (common dab), 10576 nucleotides. RefSeq names its product F-box only protein 33. Gene Ontology annotation, molecular function: protein binding. The record is from RefSeq and is a predicted model, not a curated record. Gene Ontology annotation, biological process: SCF-dependent proteasomal ubiquitin-dependent protein catabolic process; positive regulation of protein ubiquitination. Bases 97 to 1596 code for a protein of 499 amino acids. NCBI's taxonomy places the organism in Eukaryota, Metazoa, Chordata, Actinopteri, Pleuronectiformes, Pleuronectidae. Gene Ontology annotation, cellular component: SCF ubiquitin ligase complex. The transcript is spliced from 6 exons.